This is a messenger RNA of Exophiala mesophila, 1273 nucleotides long. RefSeq names its product pyrimidine 5'-nucleotidase. The coding region runs from base 200 to 949 and encodes 249 amino acids. The record is from RefSeq and is a predicted model, not a curated record. Gene Ontology annotation, biological process: nucleotide catabolic process; pyrimidine nucleobase metabolic process. The transcript has a single exon. Lineage: Eukaryota; Fungi; Ascomycota; Eurotiomycetes; Chaetothyriales; Herpotrichiellaceae. Gene Ontology annotation, molecular function: nucleotidase activity.
CGUGAAUGCAACCACAAUUUCCAAAACACUCUAAUUGUAGAUGAGUCACUCGUUACCAUCAUUCUUUUUCAUCGAUCACACAUAGACAUAGAAUGUGAAAUCCUCAUCAGCCAGCCUCUAUGACAUUGCAGAACUAAUAAAUCGAUUGCCACGUUCUCUCCAUAUACAGUACUCUACACGUGUUGACACCACCUUAGCCAUGAUGACAGCCAACUCAACAGCAACCACAGACCAGAGGGCCGUGUUUUUCUUCGACAUUGACAACUGUCUAUACCCCAAAAGCAAAAAUGUUCACGAUCACAUGGCCAUCCUGAUAAACAAGUACUUUACUACCCAUCUCGAUAUUCCCCCGGACGAAGCGACUCGGCUCCACCUGCAGUACUACAAGGACUACGGCUUGGCGAUAGAAGGGCUGUCUCGGUUUCACAAGAUCGAUCCUCUGGAUUUUAAUCGGGAAGUGGAUGACGCAUUACCACUGGACGACUUGCUCUCCCCUGACCCCGUCGUGAGACAAGUUCUGGAAUCUUUCGACAAGACCAAAGUAAAGAUGUGGUUGUUUACCAAUGCACACAUCAAUCAUGGGCGGCGUGUGGUCAAACUGCUGGGGAUUGAAGACUUGUUCGAAGGAAUCACCUACUGCGACUAUUCCCAAAGCCCUCUUGUGCCCAAACCUCUCCCGGCCAUGUUCGACAAAGCUGAGCGGGAAGCUGGAGCGACCGGCCACGACCCCAGCAACAUCUACUACGUGGAUGACUCGUUUCUGAAUUGCGAGGCUGCCUUUGCUCGUGGCUGGGUGAAUACGGUGCAUUUGGUUGAACCACAAGUGCCGUCACCGCCAGACCAAGCGAGCAGAUAUCAAAUCAGUCAUCUGGGACAAUUACUAGAACUUUUUCCGGAAAUUACCACAAAGAGGUCGGGCUUGGAGAAUGGAUUGGAAAAAGUGAGAUGAAGAGGUUAAGUUAUAAUACAGGAACCAGCAUUCCAUUCGCUUUUGAAAACCUAGACCAUAUGCAGUCGGCAUACAACGGUGAUACAACGGGCUAAAUUGAACAAGAGAACAAAAGGGCUCAAACGCUGCGCGGAGCAAUAGAAAACCACCCCUAUCCCAUCCAGAUCAUAAAGUCGUAAAAAUUUCCGGGUGUGGGCCAUAUAAAGUUUUACGAGCCCACCAUCAGCCGUCUCUGGCCGUGGAGGUCGCUGGGACUGAAUUUCCAAACGUCGGCAUACCUCUUCGCGUGCCAGUUCCGGACGACUGCCUCGAUAAGCCACGGGA